Molecule: messenger RNA, 6382 nt
Organism: Epinephelus moara (kelp grouper)
Lineage: Eukaryota; Metazoa; Chordata; Actinopteri; Perciformes; Serranidae
Gene: cbx6a
Product: chromobox homolog 6a
Exons: 5
Coding region: 167-1690 (507 amino acids)
Source: RefSeq, a predicted model, not a curated record
CUGCUGCCGCCGCUGCUGCUGUAGUGGUGUGUGUGUGAGUGUUUGCAUGUGUGUCUGCUGCCUCUCACACAGUUUGGCUGUGGUCGGCCUGAGCAGACAGCAGAGCUUGACGUCUGGAGAGAGCAAAACAGACACAGGUAACGUUAGCUUAGUCCGGGCAUGAAAGAUGGAGCUGUCGGCGGUGGGAGAUCGCGUUUUCGCCGCGGAAGCCAUACUGAAACGCCGCGUCCGUAAGGGAAGACUUGAAUACCUGGUAAAAUGGAAAGGAUGGGCAAUGAAGCACAGCACUUGGGAGCCAGAGGAGAAUAUCCUGGAUGACAGGCUGAUACUGGGCUUUGAGCGAAAGGAACGGGAAAGGGAAAUGCAUGGGCCGAAGAAACGGGGACCAAAACCCAAAAACUUUGUCUUGAAGGCUCUUGCUCAGAAAGGAGGGCCCAGCAGCCGGGGCUCAAAUGCCCGUCAAACUACAUCUCGCUCCUCUUCGUCCACUUCCAGACGAGCAACUCCUUCCUCCUCAGCCUCACCUCAUUUAGCAUCUUCGUCCUCCUCCUCCUCCUCCUCUUCCACUGUGGCACCCACUCCCAAACUCAAUUCCCUUGCAGCCACCCACAAGCUGAAGAAAGACAUUCACCGUUGCCACCGGAUGUCCAGGCGCCCCCUGCCCCGCUCAGACCCCAUGGCAGCCUCCUUCUCCAACCCCGGUGGCUUCCCCUCCCGUGUGCACGUCUCCCCCUUCUCUGAGACCGUCCGCAUCCUCAACCGUAGAGUCAAACCCCGGGAGGUCAAGAGAGGUCGCAUCAUCCUCAACUUGAAGGUCAUUGACAAGCCAGGUAGGGGUGGCACAGCUGCAGGCAGCCGGAAUAUCACAACAGGACGCCAAAAUAUCCCCUCCCGCAAUCGCAUCAUCGGGAAGAAGGGAGAGGCACCCUAUAGACCUUUCCAGCCCCCUCUGAAGAUGCUCGGUUUCCCGAUGUAUGGGAAGCCAUUUGGGCUGCAGUGUGGAGGCCCUUUGUCCUUUCACUCCCACCCAGGCUCCAGCACAGGGGCCAGGGACACCCAUUCUACUUCCUCCCAGUACCAGUCACCUCCUUCUCCGUCUAGCUCCAGCAGCUCUGAAGGAAAAUCUAGCACCUCAGCUGCUCAGCCCCAGCCUGCCACAGGAGCCUCACCUUCCAGUGAGGGUCCCAAGUCCAGUAAACCUCACACAGAGACCCAGAAGGGCCAGAGUGCCAAGCUAGCUGCUCCUGCCCCGUCCUCAGAUGCAAACUCCACUGCAUCAGCAUCGCAAUUCCUCCCUGCCUCACCAUCAUCUUCCUUGGAAGACGAGGAGGAGGACAGCGCCCUUGAUCGUUCGGCGACCCCAGAGGGAGGCAGGAAAAGUCCUCGCCAGCGAAGGGCUAAACGCCAGCCGCCCGCCACCCCUGCCUCCGUCACCCCUGGGGACCAGAGCUCUGCCCCUGCCGAACCCCAAAGGGUGCCUGCAGAGGGAGACCCCGACUGGCACCCUGAAAUGGCACCGAGCUGCAAGGAUGUGGUGGUCACCGACGUCACCACCAACCUCGUCACUGUCACCAUAAAAGAGUUCCCCUCCCCUGCCUCCUGCCCUGCCUCACCCUCCGCUAGCCCUGAAAAUGCCUCCUCCCCUCCCCCCUGCACCACCAUUGACGACCCCUCCCCACCCAAGCCAUAGGAGAUCAGAUGUUAUGAAGUCGAUUGCCAUUGAUGAUGGAAGAAAAUAUCAUGCCAGUGUUGCCACUUCAGCCCCCUCCUACCUUUUUCUUAAAGGUGUGUCCAUAUUCGUGUAACAGUUAAUGAAAUGCAAUGUAACUUAACAACGCCCAGCCAUUGAAUAGUAUGAAAAAGAGCAUAUUUUUUUUAAGAGAAGUGUAUAAAUUUGAAAACGGGCAGCUAAUACGCCCUGAAAUUGCCAUAUUUUUGUCCACUUGCACAGCACUGACUCUUUUAAGGCAGACUUGGAUGGAAAUGGUAUUUGUUUUCUUUCCUUUGCUUCAGACAUGCUCAGAUUAGCCUGUUUGAUGUAAUAACAAAUUGUCCAAAAAAAAGUGAAAACACACAACCGUCUGGUGUGUGGGGUGAGCUUUUAUCAAGCACACUUAUAUGAAAGAAACAAAUAGUUUUUUGAUUCAGGCUCUGCUGUGAAGGCUGUUAUUGAAAGCCUUCAGGUGUUACGCCAAUUUCCUGCCCCGUAUAGUUUCAUUGGAAGUCCAGCUUGUUAAUGAUAAAUGAGGUGAUGUGUUUUUGCACUUAACACAGUUGGACUCUCAUAUAUUGCAUCAAUACAGCGAGGUAAAUGCAAUGCACUUGACUGCAUCGAAAAACAACCUAUUUUAUGUAGUUCAUCAAUUUUUCAAAGCCUUUUCCUCUUGCUCUCUUGAACGCACAUGCAUAUAUACAUACAGUAUGAGUAAGUAUUUAUAUGCACGCACAACCUUAAAAGCUGCAAAUGAAUAUACAAAAACAAUAGUUUUUAAGUUAUUGCUGUCCUUGCCGUCUUUCCCUGCUUGCCUUGUUUUCUCAAGAACCCACCAUCUUUAACUCUGUGACGUCCACCAAGACUCUAAACUGGCCGGCAGUUGGUUGUGAAAUUUUCCUCUUUACGCCAGAUUUGCGUCAUGUAACUUCUAAACUUGUCAAGGUCUAGAAGGUCCGUGAGCUGAACACAGUUCAGGCUGAAGCCACCAACCAAAUGCAGCUAAAAAUAGUAGUUUGUUGAGCCUUUGAGCCACUUGGCAGGUGUUUGAAGUCUGUGGAACAUGUAUCAAGGUGGUUUGGCUUUUUAACAUCAGAAGUGACGGGUAAGCUUGUCUCCUUACCUUCCACUUUGGCAGUUAGAGCAAACAGCUUUACACCCUGUUUUGUUCCUUUUGAAUGUUGCUUGUCAGUUUAGCUAACAGUGCUUUAUUAGUAUGUUCUCAAGUUUCAAUAGAAGUGGUUCUUAUGUAGCAUGUUUCAGUCUCCUCCUGCUACCCAUAGGAUCAGAUAAACUGAACCAGGCCGAGACUGUGUCAGGAAUUUGAGGACAAGUGUUCUUUUCCUCCUCCUUCGUCAGCUUAUUCAGCAACUCUCUGUCAGGCGUGGUAAUGGGUUACUGUGCCAGUUGUUUUAGGUUAUACCAAAACAUAAACAGACAUGGUUGAGAUUUUGGCAUCUGUGGAAUUAAGAAGAACUUUUGGAGAAAUACAAACUUUACACCCUUUAAUAGAAUCGUUGUCGAACUUCCUUUAAAGGCGUCAUUUUCUGAACGAUGUGUAAUGAAGAAUAGUUUCUCUAGUUACAAUCAAGUAGUUUUAGAAGCGAAGGUAUGCCAGCUUUCGGUAUCUCUGCCAGUGUUUUUGUAGCUCAGUUGAUGAAUCACAUCAGUUAAGCUAGGGUUAUGCUUGCCAUAGAGUCCCUGGCACAAGGUUUGCACACCAAAAAAUUAUGUUACCAUGACUUUUUUGUCAAGCAGGAAGGCUCCUAAAGUAGUUGCGCUGCUUGGCUGUGCACCUAGUGCCUAGUUUUAGAUGGAUGCCUUUGAGGGAAUCUGAAGACAGACAUCUCUACGACUCUUCAUUGAGAGACUCGAGGGACAGUCAAAUGGCCUUAAAUUCUUGAAAAGAAAUAGCCGCCACACUGGGGAAAGAAGAGGUGUGGAGGAACAUGAGAGAUCGCUGUUAAAGCAAACAGAAAAUAGGGUGGCGACCUGAGAGGGGAAUCAAAGCGGUACAGAAGAAUUUUGAAUUGAAGGUAAACAACUGCAGUAAUUACAGAGUACACAGUUGCAAUGAUUGGUGGUAUGUUGAUGUUAACUACUGUUGCCAGGCAGCCUACUUUUCUGUGAGGUUUUCCGUCAACACUGGUUGGCUUCUUGCUUAUCCACAAAAUAUUUUGCCACCUGGCUUUUCGGAGCAUUUUGCAACAUACAACUCAUUGAGCAUAAACGUCCAUGUAUGCUUGUACCUUGCUUGCCACCUAUGGAGGCUUGUGCCACGGUGUCUCGCGAAAGUAUUUACAAAGCUUGAUGGUUCCACCACAGCUCCUGGUUUGGUCCAUAGUGUCGGCCUAACUCUAUCCACUGUAAAGAAGUACUCUAUCCGUUAACAACAUUGCCUCCCGUUUGAAAUAGCAUGCAGGUUUGUCCUUCGAAGCUCAGCCAUCCUGUAGCAAUGCCGCUUACAGCAAGAAAACUGUGACCAAGUUCUUGCAUUGCAGGUUUGCCACUAGCCAAUCACAGCCCACACUGAAACAAAAUGUGGUGUUUUCAAAAUUCAAGUGGAAUACAGUUGCACUUUGCACUGUGUUUCCACCACAAGUGUCUACAUGAAGGGUAAGGCAAGGUGCUAUGUCCUGAUUUAGACCCUGAUCUUUGGUUAUUUCAUUACUUGCGGUGACCCAGUGCUCUUGAGGAAGAGAAACCUUGACAAAUUAGACCCAAGGAUGCAUUGAUGUGCCAGGCUCAAACAUGAAAAACAUUCUCUCUUGCCACUGAUUUCUCAUGUGGUAUAUCACCUCAUGACAAAUUCUCUUUCGUCUGGCUGAUAAUUGCAUCAGCUUGGUGCUUCUCCAGCCGUUUUACCAGAUUACAGUUGCCUCAUUUUUACUGUCAAAAGAUGAGCAAGUGUUUUGUUUCCGGCCUUGCAGUUUUUACCUUUUUACAUAGGUGACAACCUUUGACGAGGACAUUUUCAGACCUGAGAGCAAAGGAUGUUGGCACAGUUGUUUUCUACGAACACAUCAAGUGUGCUGUCUGUCAGUGGCAUUAUGUUACAGUCAGAAAGCGUGUCGGGUGGUUAGAAAAGAAGCUUUAUAUUGGAAGGUGUGAUCCAUCACCCACAUGGUCUUGAACAUUCGCCGAGAUUGUUCACAGCGGGAUGUUUUCAGCUGAAUGUCUGAAAGCCGUUCAAAGUUUUUGACCUUCAAGUCCACCUGAAGUACUUCAAAAGAAACCCAGCCCUUUAUACACAGACUCCAAACCUUUUUCUUUGGUGCUGCCUGCUCUGUCUAGACCUUCCCAGACCUUGGCUCUUACUCUGGUGUACCUGUGUGUUACAGUAUUUUAAAAAUAAAAGAAAAAAAUCUUCCGCAUGUGUUGCCUUAUAGCUGCUCCGUUCAACCCCAGCUGCACUCCAGGCGACGUUUACCUCGUCUUACUCCGCUCUUACAUGCUAUAAAAGGAAAAAAAAAAUAGAAAAGAAACCGUCUGACUUGCCAUGGCUUUGGUGGUAGAGAUAAAGUUUUAUGAUCUCGCAAACAGUAAUAACCUUGAAAGGCUUCUGAUGUCUCAAAUGCAGUGUUCUCCAUGUCUUCGUUAACGCAGACGAGGAAGAUGUCGCCUCCUCUCCUGUCAUGUACUGGAUGGUUCUAGUUGUUGUCAAUACUGUUUCAAUACUCUCAUAGGUUACAUGUGGAAGGAUUUAUUCCAAAAUGACACAUCCAUUAUAUGAAGAAAACAAUAAGCGAGUUACUCUUACGAAGUGGUCUCAAGCUAAAAUUCAAAUCAAGGUACUUUUUCAAAGGACAGUACUUAACUUAAAUCCUUAUUUGACAAAGUGAAAAACUAUAUUUUCCAGAAACAGACGAACUAAAGGAUUAUUUUCUUCUCCAAAUGGAUAUAUCGUGAUUUGGAAUAGAUUUUUUCAUCAACUAUAUCUUUGAUAUCUUUAAGUGGUGGAUAGAAGUGACUCUUGCAGUUGGUAGAUGUGUAAGGUAUUAGGCUGCUAGGCGAUGUUUCCAACAGUUGAUAGCAAUGUUUUUUUCUUCUUUUUCCUUUCUCAUAUGGAGUAGCACAACUCAACUUAGUGGCCUAUCUUUCAACCAAAUAGGGCUCUUGAUUUUGUUAUUUCACUUUUUUAAGCCUUUUGUUUCCCUUUUUGGAAUUGUUUUACAUUUAUGUGAUGUAAUUUUAAGUGCUAGAAGUAUUUGGCACUGAUUGGAAAAAAAGGAAGGAUCCUUGUUUAAAUGUAUGGAUAAAGAUGCUUAAUGAAUUGAAAAUUGUGCUUUUUAAGCCGUUUUUUUCCCCUUUGUACUGUACUUUAAUACUUUUUUUUUGAAAUAUGCAUAAUUAAUGUUAAUGUGAUGCUGUUUAUUUGAAUGCCAUUUUUUUUUUUUUUAAUAGUCCAGUAUGGGUUUGAUCGGAAGGCAAACUCCGACUGAUUUAAAUGUGUCAAGACUGCAGUUUUGUCUGGUAUAAUGCUAAUAUGAACUAUUUACAUUGUAUUGAUGGUAAUGACGAGGAGGUGGAGGAUAACGAUGACAUUGUAAUGUAUCUGAACUUCUGAAGCAUGUUUUGCAAACCCUUAUUGUACAGAUUAUGUAUUCAGUGUCAUGUUACCCGUUGCUUUCUGUGUUUCUUGUACAAGGCUUUUAAUUAAAAGCUCUUAAA